This is a messenger RNA of Conger conger (European conger), 788 nucleotides long. RefSeq names its product ATP synthase F(0) complex subunit C3, mitochondrial-like. Gene Ontology annotation, molecular function: proton transmembrane transporter activity. The transcript has 5 exons. The coding region runs from base 168 to 578 and encodes 136 amino acids. The record is from RefSeq and is a predicted model, not a curated record. Gene Ontology annotation, biological process: proton transmembrane transport; proton motive force-driven ATP synthesis. NCBI's taxonomy places the organism in Eukaryota, Metazoa, Chordata, Actinopteri, Anguilliformes, Congridae.
CUGUGAAAUGACCUUGUACGUCAUAAAGCCAACAUCCGGGAGCCUGUGCGACUGUCUACACGCAUGCGCUGUAGGCUGUGUUUCGACCUCUGUUAACAGGGAAGAAGCGGAGAGAAAGAGCCGGGUGUUUUAUAAACUUUUAAGCAGCCGGUGAUACAGCAGAUAUAAUGUAUGCCUGUGCGAAGUUCGUCUCCACGCCUGCACUGGUGCGUGUUGGGUCCCGGGCUCUAUACCGACCCCUCUCUGCGGCUGUGAUGACACGGCCAGAACUCCCAUCGGUGGAGGUUUCCCCUGUCAUGGGCCCGUCCCAGGUGGCUCUGCGGGGCUUCCAGACCAGCGCUGUGAGCCGGGACAUCGACACAGCCGCCAAGUUCAUUGGAGCUGGCGCUGCCACCGUGGGGGUGGCGGGAUCCGGGGCCGGGAUCGGGACCGUGUUCGGCAGCCUUAUCAUUGGAUAUGCCAGGAACCCUUCUCUAAAGCAGCAGCUGUUCUCCUAUGCUAUCCUGGGCUUCGCCCUGUCUGAAGCCAUGGGCCUCUUCUGCUUGAUGGUUGCUUUCUUGAUCUUGUUUGCCAUGUAAAACGGGAAAUAAAGACCAUCUUUCACAUUAUGAAAUUCUAAACUACAGAUGAAUCUCCAUAUUUUAGGGUGGCUACCAAAAUCGUUCUGUGUAGGUGUCAUGAAAAUGUACAUUUUCCAAGUUUUUUUGUUCGGUUCUGUCACAAAAAACAUGUACUGUACAAAUGCAACCGAUUACAGAAUUAAAAUACAUGUCUUUGACUAUUUUAAA